AUGGCACUAAGUCGAAUGUUAAAAUUAAAUGGAAUUUGUGGUUUCAAAAAUUGUAGCCUGCUGCAGCCACCAAAGUCUUUCAGAACAAACGUGAGACAUUUUAAACGUACCCGAGCAGAGGAACCAAGGCCCGAUUUAGAUUCCUCCCCUUUUGGAAAUAUCUCAGUGAAUGUAAACAACAUCUCGUUGAACAGUUUAUGGAAACCAUUAGGAUUCACAAUUCUUUUUAGCUCAGCAUGUUUCGGUGGAGCUGUCAUCUGGCAUUAUGAAAAUAUGAGGUCGAAAGCUUUGGAAAUGCUUAAAAGACCAAUGGGAUUUGUUCAGAAACAGGUAGAUGAUGCUUUGGGUGAAAUUCGUAGAGAAAUUAAUAGAUUAUGGAAUAGUUUAAGUACAGGAGAGAAAGUGUUUGUGCCAAUAUUUUUCCUAAAUAUCUUGGUAUUCGCGGCGUGGCGAGUGCCCAGGUUCCAACCAACUAUGCUCAAAUAUUUCUGCUCCAACCCAGGAAGCAAAAAUGUUUGCUUACCAAUGUUACUAUCAACAUUCAGUCAUUACUCAUUUUUCCAUUUGAUGGCAAAUAUGUAUGUACUACAUAGCUUUAGUACAGGUGCUGUAGCUACCUUAGGCAAAGAACAAUUCCUAGGUCUAUAUCUUAGUGCUGGAGUAAUCUCUAGUUUUACCAGUUAUUUAUAUAAAACUGUAACAAGACAACCAGGACUUUCUUUGGGAGCUUCUGGUGCUAUUAUGGCAAUAUUAGGAUACGUUUGCACGCAAUAUCCGGAUACAAAAUUGGGCAUUAUUUUGUUACCAUUUUUAACGUUCUCUGCAGGAGCUGCAAUCAAAGUUAUAGUCGGCAUUGACACAGCAGGAGUCCUUAUGGGAUGGAAGCUCUUUGACCAUGCAGCUCACUUAGGUGGUGCAGCUUGCGGAAUUGGCUGGGCUUAUUGGGGAAACGAGCACAUGUGGAAGAAACGCGAUCCGAUCCUGCAAUAUUGGCAUGAUCUGCGCGGCUCGAUCAAGUGAUGUAGAUCCAACGAGUAUUGAUGUUAUGUAUAAAAUUAUUGUUGGAAAAAUAAAUUGUUUUAUUUAUU
Molecule: messenger RNA, 1088 nt
Organism: Nicrophorus vespilloides
Lineage: Eukaryota; Metazoa; Arthropoda; Insecta; Coleoptera; Silphidae
Gene: rho-7
Product: presenilins-associated rhomboid-like protein, mitochondrial
Exons: 8
Coding region: 1-1020 (339 amino acids)
Cellular component (GO): membrane
Molecular function (GO): serine-type endopeptidase activity
Source: RefSeq, a predicted model, not a curated record